UUUGUUUUAAAUAAAAUAGCAAAAUGAUGGUUUUUAAUGAAUUUAUGAAGCAAUAGUAAAACUAAACAAAAUCGAAUAAAAAUCGUAACAGUUGUGGAUUUAAUUUUAUUAGUUAAAAAAAAAACCAGAAAACAAAUAAGUGAAAUGAAAGAGUGGUUAAAAAUAUCCGCAUUACUAUGCGUUUACGGUUUAUUACGUGAAACUCGACCAUCUGAACCAUAUGUAACUGAAUUCCUGGUAGGCGAAUGGAGAAAUGUUACAUUAGAAGAGGUUUAUCGAGAUGCUUUACCAGUUGGAACAUAUUCAUAUUUGGCUCAACUUGUUCUAAUAUUUUUAAUAACAGAUUUUUUUAAAUACAAACCGCUUAUUAUUGUGUCUGGAUUAGCCGGCAUUUCAGUUUGGUCAAUGUUAAUAUGGACGAAAAGUUUAUUAGAAUUACAAAUAUUAGAAGUAUUUUAUGGUACUUAUAUGGCCACUGAAAUAGCUUAUUUUACUUAUAUUUAUGCAAAAGUAGAUAAAAAAUAUUAUCCAAAAGUAACAUCACAUACCAGAGCCGCUUUAUUAGUUGGUAAAUUGAUUGCAAGUGUAACAUCACAAAUUCUUGUAUAUUUUGAAUGGAUGAAUUAUUUAGAACUAAAUUAUAUAACGUUGGCAACACAAAUAGCAUCAACGAUAUGGGCGUUUUUUUUACCAAAUGUUAAAACAACCGUUUAUUUUCAUAGAAAAGAAUCUUUUAAAAAUGAAGUGAAUGAUGAUAGUGCAACUAGUCAUUCCAGUACUAAUAAUAUUAUGGAACCACAGGCUGUUACAAUAUCAACAAAGACAAAACCAAAUCCAUUCAAAUUAAUUUUUCAACAUUUUAAAAAUGCUUACACGAACCGUUAUAUUAUUCAGUGGAGUAUAUGGUAUUCAACAGUUUUAUGUGGAUAUUUGCAAGUAAUUUCUUAUAUUCAAACUUUAUGGAAAGCAAUUGAUGAAAAUCCAGUUGUAGCUUGGAAUGGUAUGGUUGAUGCAGCUUUAACAUUUUUAGGAGCUAUUUGUGCACUUUCGGCUGGAUAUAUACAUGCCGGUCGUUUAAGUAACAAUUCAAGUCUAUUAGUUUUAUCAAUUUUAUCAAUAUGCAAGGGUGGUGCACUUCUAAUGGCAAUUUUACCUAAUAAAUUGUAUUUAGCUUAUGCUGGUUAUAUUGUCUUUGGUGCAGUUUAUGCUUUUUCAAUUACAGUUGCUAGUGCUGAAGUCGCUAAACAUUUGGAAGAAGAUAGUUUCGGUUUGGUAUUUGGAAUAAAUACAUUUAUUGCUUUAGUAUUACAAACAAUUCUAACAGUUGUGGUUGUUGAUGGACAUGUCAUUCUAAUUGAUAUUUUUGGACAAUAUCUUAUAUAUUCUGGAUAUUUUGGUAUUAUAGGAGUUACAUUUGGCUGUUUCGUGCUAUAUGAAUGGAUUAUGACUAGGUAGAUAAAGUUGUUAAUGAAUA
This is a messenger RNA of Condylostylus longicornis, 1474 nucleotides long. RefSeq names its product thiamine transporter 1-like. Gene Ontology annotation, molecular function: vitamin transmembrane transporter activity. Gene Ontology annotation, biological process: transmembrane transport; vitamin transport. The record is from RefSeq and is a predicted model, not a curated record. NCBI's taxonomy places the organism in Eukaryota, Metazoa, Arthropoda, Insecta, Diptera, Dolichopodidae. The coding region runs from base 145 to 1455 and encodes 436 amino acids. The transcript has a single exon. Gene Ontology annotation, cellular component: plasma membrane.